AUACUAUAAAGAGAUUCUUUCCCUUUCAUGGAUCAACGAACAUGAUGAAUCUCGUAAAGUUCAAGGUUACUACAUUUCUCGACUUUUUUAUUAUAUCGUUUCUUUUUUUCCACUCUUCAUUCAAAAUUAAUCGAAUCGCUGUUUCGAUCCGAUGUCGUAGUAAAGUAAUUUAAAAAAAAAAAACAAAUGUAAAUUGAAGAAAAAAAAAAUUCAUUUCGUAUUGAAUUAUACACGGAUUCUCGGUAUACAAAGAAAAGAAAAAAAAUGUGACCAAACCGGUCCAUUAUAUCAUUUUGAAUUCUAUCUUUUUACGAUAAUUCCCUGUAAAGCGUAAACAUGUAUGCAACGCACGAUCUUAGUUCGAUUCCCCCAUUAAAAAAGGCGGCAAGGAUUUUGACGUCAACGCGCAGCAAGGUUUCGCCUCCCACUAGGAGGAACACUAGGCUUCGUGGUUGGAAAUCCUCGGCGCAGAUGCGACUUCGGAAAGGGACGUUCCGACGCCUGUAACGCUCACCACGACAUCGAAACGCGGGGGAACGCGGUUGAUCAGCAGUUUCUGAGAUGUCGACACGAACGACGCAUACUUCUUGCCGUUAAUUCUACGCGUGCCGUCCCUCGCGUGUGUCCCUCGUGCGUGUGCGCGUGUAAGUAGAUAAGCAUGUGCGGAUUCAUGUGUCGCGUAUAGUCAGCCACAGGACGUCGCGCAUCCUCGAUAUUUCCACCUGACGGACACCCGCCAGGUACGUGCAAUCAUCGAUUAUCGCAAGUUACCAGUUACCAGUCGACAACAGUUUUAUCUUUACCGCGCGAAAUGAAUAACGAUCUAGCGCGAUGGAAAUGGAUGCGUGCCGUUUGAGGGUAGAACUAUUCGCUAUUUUGAAAUAAUAGAAUUUUUGAGCUUGCUUCUUCUUUUUUUUUUUCGAAGGAACGCUCGUCAAAACGUGCUUUGCCUCGUAAUUGGACGGAGCGGGAAAGUAUCGAAAGUGGCUUUCGCUUUACGGAAGAUUUAAACGCUUUCGUAAACGGUAUCGUUCUCCCCCAGAAACUGAACGUUCAAAACGUUACGCCACGGUGUUGCCGUUUGCCAAAUCGCGUCGCUGCUUGUUCUUGCUCGGUUGUCAUCUUUCCACUUGUCGCCUAUAUAGCGAUCAGCAACAUUGCAACACGUUCCAUCGAUGCCUAUUUUCGAUGUGCAGUUUAUUUUACGAACGAUCCCGAUGUGUCGGUUAGCGCAACGCAUACCGCGCAAUUACAACGGACGCGUAUUAUUCUAAUAUUUACUCAGUGUAUUUCGUGCGUGUAAAGAAAAAAAAGAGGAAGAGGAACAAGAAGAAGAAGAAGAAGGAAAGAAAAGGAAGGAAACGGUUUGACGCUUUGAUCGGGAUAUGUGCCGAUGCGUCUAAUAAUGGGACUGCUCGCCAUGCGACGUCGGUCCACCUGCUAUCCUUUGUCAUGCUAAUUGUGCAACCUGACUUCCCUUCCACGAGAAGCGAACGAGAAAACACCGUACGUCUCGACCGACGAAUCGAUAAAGCGGGGUGUGGCUUUGCAACGGUGGAGAAUUUCCAAAGUCUGACCACGCGGGGAUCUUGUUCAUUCCGAUUCAAUCCAAGAACGGGAGGAAUACGAGAUUGAUUCAGGAUGAUAGCCUGCUGGGUAUUGACCGGUGUAUUCGGAGCUAUCGUGUUGCUGUACGGGGUGAUAGAGGUCCAUUAUUUCCUUCGCAUGUUCUUCAUCGUGUUCUUCGCGCGUUUCUGCAAGAAGAGAGUUCGCAUCCUCGACGAGACCACUGUAUACGGUAUCUGCACCACGACGGACGUGGAUCCAUUGCUCUCCCACAUGAACAACGCGAGAUACCUUCGCGAGCUAGAUUUCGCCAGGGCGGAUUUUUACGAAAGGACGAACCUGUAUCGCGAGAUAUGCUCGCAAGGGUCGGGCGUCGUGCAAGGAGCUGCGACGAUACGUUAUCGCCGUUUCCUGAAACCUUUCACCAUCUUCAAAAUAACUUCUAAGAUUAUAUAUUGGGAUGAAAAAUCCAUAUUCAUGGAGCAUCGAUUCAUUACGACCAGCGAUGAAUUCGUCAGAGCUAUCGCUAUAUGCAGGCAAAAACUUUUGGACUGCAACGCCGAGACUAUAAUCAGUACACUAAUGGAACGGGGCGUGAAGCAAAACGUAGAGGCGGGUGCACCACAGAUACACAACGUGAGACCCCAAAUGCCACCGGAAGUCGCCAGGUGGUUGGAGAGUAACGAAAUCUCUUCGGCGCUUCUUCGCCAGAGUGCCGCUGCGACCACGCAUUGCUGACAAAAGGAGGACGCGGCGUCCAGCACAAAUGGCGCCGUCUCCACUUCCGUGUACGCGACUACGGCCGUCUAAGGUCGAAGAUUCGAUCGAUGCUGGCUUUCGUUGAUCGUGAAGGCGUUAAUGAAAUCUUCCACGUAGCCGCUCGAACGGCAGCUACGAGAUAGCUUCGAAUCAAUUUUUUAGGUGAACAAAUUACGGGUGAUCGUUAAGUUUGAAGCUUUUAUCGAUUGCAAAUCCGAUGGAUGUUUCGGAUGGUUUCUCGAUGGUUAAGAGGGUAGCUUAAUAUUGCCAUUUUGUCCGCCUGAAAAUUUGGUUUAACGUUAUUUGUAGCGUGGUUCCGAUGUGUAUUAUAUAAAUAUGUAUACAUGUAUAUACAUAUAUAUAUACAUAUAUGUAGCCGAUGUCAAAAAAGGAAGGAAAUUGUUUUGAAAGAAAGAAAUUGAUGAGGAAGAAAAAAAUUUAAGAGUACAAAGGCUAGACAGAGAUGUGAAAUUAUUUUAAUAGGCAAUAGUAUAUGCGCGACUAUCGGACUAUAUAAGGUAUGAUCCUCCCUCGAGCGAGAGGGGAGGAAUUUAUUUACAGAAUUUAUUUGAUAGAUUCCGUGAUUUUCAAUAUGCUUUACGAGAAAUCUGUCCAGCAACCGUGGAACGGAUUGCUGUUAGAUGGGCGUCGAGCAAGGUUACAGAUACGAAACCAAUGUGUAAUCCAAAGGAGCUUCCAAAAUUAAAAAAAAAGAGCACCGUUUGUUAAAUAUUCUCCGUUGAAAGUAAUCGCAAGACGCGAGGCGUUAUUUACAUUUUUUAUUAUAUAUAUUAUAAAUAUAGUAUAUAUAUAUAUUGUACAUAUAGCGAUUGGCGCCGGUAAUGAUUUCCGCGAGAGAGGAAGAGGAGAGAGAGAGAGAGAGAGAGAGAGAGAGAGAGAGAGAGAGAAUAAAUUAAUAGAAUUCUUCUGAGGAGCUGUUCCGUCGAUGAUAAAUAAAUAAUAACAAUUUAUAUAUUUACGAGCGCGUUAAGAGGCGAGUGUUUAUACUUCUAUAUACAGUGUUACAGGUGCCUUUACAAUUCGAUUGUUGAAUAAUUAGACCGUGACAUCGAUUUGCCACGCGUCGUUACAAUUUUAAAUUCCAUUUGUUAUCAUUACUGCAUUUAUUAUUAUUAUUAUUUUAUAUGAUAGGACAAGUCCGGCAAUCGGGAGUUAAAAAAAAAAAAAAAAAAGAAAGAAAUUGUAUGCGGCUCUCGCGUGAUUAAUUUUUUGUUUUUAAAUCGUGUACAAUACCUUGUUACCGACGCCAUUUGCGACGAACAAAUUCAUUAUGGUGUAUUUCUUAACUUAAAUUUCGAAGUAAAUCGGUAUUCGUAGUUUUCGCCAUUGAAAAGUAGCCGACGACGUAGCGAGUCUCGAAACAGCUAAAUAGAAUUGUCCACGUGGAAUACACGUGGACGCGUUAUUAUAAUUCUAGAUGAUAAUAGUGCCAUUUUUUUUUUUUUUGUUAAAUAAUAUUGCGUUGAUCAUGUCGUUGAAGAUACCAUUAUUAUCCAGGAGUAAGAAUAAAUAUUCCUUAGAUGGCUAAUGUUUUCUCGUUGAAAAAAACACACAUUUACUUUAUUUUUCUACACCAUUUGUUUAAAAACAAUAGUUAUACGAAGUUUAAAAUUAAUCGUCGAUGAAACAUUAGGAAUCGAAGUCGAGUCGAACGAUGAUGUGAUUUUCGAAAACGUUCUAAACGAAUAAUAAUUUAAUAACGUGUUAAAUAUAUUUCAUGAAAAAUUCACGACAUCAUAUCCGAUUCACUUUUCUUUCUAUGGCAAAUUUCUAGGGGCAUUCACAUAAAUGUUUUCCAAUAUAUGAUCGUACGUGUAACGAGAAACAUAUAUUUUUCGAUAUCUUAUCUAUUUUCUUUUUCUUUUUUUUUUUUUUUUGAAUUAAUAAA
Molecule: messenger RNA, 4234 nt
Organism: Apis mellifera (honey bee)
Lineage: Eukaryota; Metazoa; Arthropoda; Insecta; Hymenoptera; Apidae
Product: protein THEM6
Exons: 5
Coding region: 1642-2304 (220 amino acids)
Source: RefSeq, a predicted model, not a curated record